This is a messenger RNA of Drosophila miranda, 2240 nucleotides long. Its product is annotated as bromodomain-containing protein 3-like. Gene Ontology annotation, cellular component: chromatin; nucleus. The record is from RefSeq and is a predicted model, not a curated record. NCBI's taxonomy places the organism in Eukaryota, Metazoa, Arthropoda, Insecta, Diptera, Drosophilidae. The transcript has 4 exons. Gene Ontology annotation, biological process: chromatin remodeling; regulation of DNA-templated transcription. Bases 174 to 1628 code for a protein of 484 amino acids.
UUUUUAUCUGUCACUGCGUCAAAUAAGUAUUUUGCCGGAAAAACAAACGAAAUAUAAAAAAAAGAAGAAAGGAACGCACUUCUGCUAUAAAACCGAUCAAGAAAAACGCACGUGCAUUUGUGCAGCCACAAGAUUACGCUUCAAAAAACUGCAAACAUUAACUUAACCUUGAAAUGGAUUCAAUGGAUUUAAUGGAUUCGGCGCUGCCCGAGUUACAGCCACGUAUAUCAUCGCCGCCCGAUGUGGACCUUGAGCUGGACAUAUCCACGAUGCUCGAGGUGCAUCUUGAUGUAAACCUACCCACAAUGCCCGAGGUGAAGGUGCUGCCCGAAGUAAAGCCAUUCCUUCCGCCGCUGCCCGAGGUAGACUUAUCCGCGAUGCUCAUGGUGAAGCUUCAGGACGACUUUUCCACGAUGCACAAAGUGAUGGAGGAGCCAGGCCCAUCGGCGCUGCUGCCCAAAGUCAAGUUCGAGUCACGCUUGGUAAAGCCAAAGAAGAAACUCUCUGAGGCUCUUAAGGUAUGCAACGAGAUCCUCAUAGUGCUGUUCAGCAGGAAGCACUCGGCCUAUGCCCGGCCCUUCUACAAACCGGUGGAUGUACAGAAUCUGGGUCUUUACGACUACUACAACAUAAUCAAGACGCCCAUGGAUAUGGGCACCGUGAAGCAGAAGUUGGACAAUCGGGUGUACAAGAGUGCUUCGGCGUUCGCGGCCGAUAUGCAAUUAAUAUUCUCCAACUGCUACAAGUACAAUCCGGCACAUCAUAACAUCGUGACCAAGUGCGAGAAGCUUCAGCUUGCCUUCGAGAUGCUCUACGUAAAAGUACCCGACGAAAUACUCAGAGACUCGUCCAGCGAGGAUGAGGAGGAGGUCUGCAGCGACGUGGAGAACGAGUCCACCUCGGACGAAGAGGUCGACAUCGACUGCUCGCCCAAGAUGGACAUCUUCAAAACGUGCAACCACAUGGAGGAGAAGCGUAAGCUAAAGCUGGAGAAGAAAACUCGGGCGAUCGUUGAGGAUCUUCUCAGUGCCAAGCGCAGAAUCAUCGAUAAAAACAUAAUCGGUCUUGAGCAUGAGACGGAGAAGCUCGCCGAGGAGAUCUCUGCCCUGAAGAAGGGCAAAAAGCCGGGAGAGAAAAUGAUUAACACGGUGCUGAACGAGUCCAGCUCGGACGAAGAUAUCAGCGACAAGCUGCGAAUCAGCCAGUCCAUGGUAGAGACAGCCCUUUUUAAAGUAAACAUCCUCAUGCAGGGAAAUUGUAAGUUGAUUCAGGAUAAAAAUAAAUACAAGCGCGUCGAAAAAGGGUUCAGUGCCAAGGGAAAAAUCAUCGACAAAAAUCCAAUCGAUCUUGAGGAAGAGAUCGGAAAGCUCACCGAGGAAAUCUCAGCCAUGCAGAACUUUGAAAAGCCGGAGAACAAAGGGAUCAUUUCGGUCUCCGGCUUCAGCUCGGGACUCCGACAACCGACACUGCCGCCUGGAGGCAAGAAGGCCACUAUCAUCAGUGGCAACGAAACCGGCUGGAAGAUUCCAAUGCGCAAAAGGAAACGAGCCUUCAGGCCCCAUUUACAUGCCCGAAUGAACUGCAAAUCGCGGACUAAUCUGAUGGCGGCCUUUGAGGAUACCUUGUAGAAUACGGCCACCACACGGACAAGGACAGAGAGCCACAAGAACCAGCCAAAGAACACACCUUCAGCAGCAGGAACCCCCAAACAAAAGAGCAAAGCUUUUUAUAUUGAUUGCUCAUUCCAGUAGAUUUUACACAUUAAUGAUAAAGCAACCUUUAUUUGUCACUAAUUUAAAGAAUCAACUAACUAUUGGCACUGCUGUUUUGCUGUUUUGCUCUGCUUUAAAAGCUGAAAACCUUCAAAUAUCAGCAGACAUAGCCAGAAGUUAUGACAGUUAAACAAAAACUUAAAUUAAUAAAUUUACAAAUAAUGAGCAGUGUUCGAUUUUACAUCAAGUCCGUAUGGAUGUCUGAUUGCAUACCAAUUUUUGUGAACAGUUCUUCAUCAAUGACAGUAAAAUAAUCUAUAAUUUCUCCUCGGUUUAAUCCUAGCUUUAAUGCUUUGUAACAGAACCAUACCUAGUACCAAAGUGCCUUCAAUGGUCGCCAGAUUAGUCAGAAGUAUGAGAGCUAAACCUACAAUCGACAUGGAAAACAGAAUUUCAAUCCAGUCAAUAAAAUAUAUUAUAACCCAGAACACUUAAAUUUACAUUUUCAUACAAUUAGUUGAAUAUCGA